CUAUCACAACAUGCUCUGGCCCAAUCUCAGAUUCGCUGGGUCGUCGUCCUAUGAUGAUAAUUUCUUCAGUUCUGUACUUUGUUAGUGGACUUGUUAUGUUGUGGUCUCCAAAUGUCUACAUCCUUCUUUUGGCAAGACUUUUGGAUGGGUUUGGAAUUGGUCUAUCAGUUACGCUUGUUCCUGUUUAUAUAUCCGAAACAGCUCCACCAGAAAUAAGGGGUUUAUUGAAUACUCUUCCACAAUUCACUGGUUCUGGAGGAAUGUUCUUUUCGUACUGCAUGGUUUUUGGGAUGUCGUUGAUGGAUUCACCUAAUUGGAGGUUGAUGCUUGGAGUUUUGUCCAUACCCUCUCUUUUCUAUCUCGCAUUGACAGUGUUUUUCUUGCCGGAGUCUCCACGUUGGCUUGUAAGUAAAGGGAGAAUGGCUGAGGCAAAGAAGGUUUUGCAGCGAUUGCGUGGAAGGGAAGACGUAUCAGGUUUGUGCUCAAGUGCUGUUCCUGUGAUUUACUUUAUAAAAUGGCCGACCACUGCCU
This is a messenger RNA of Papaver somniferum (opium poppy), 531 nucleotides long. RefSeq names its product monosaccharide-sensing protein 2-like. Gene Ontology annotation, molecular function: transmembrane transporter activity. The record is from RefSeq and is a predicted model, not a curated record. The annotation marks the transcript as partial. Gene Ontology annotation, cellular component: membrane. Gene Ontology annotation, biological process: transmembrane transport. NCBI's taxonomy places the organism in Eukaryota, Viridiplantae, Streptophyta, Magnoliopsida, Ranunculales, Papaveraceae. The transcript has a single exon.